This is a messenger RNA of Striga hermonthica, 357 nucleotides long. NCBI's taxonomy places the organism in Eukaryota, Viridiplantae, Streptophyta, Magnoliopsida, Lamiales, Orobanchaceae. The record is from the annotation of a GenBank genome assembly.
AUGCCGGAGGAGGAUUUAGUGGAGCUGAAGUUCAGACUGUACGAUGGAUCGGACAUCGGCCCUUUUCGAUAUUCGCCGGCGGCGACUGUUGCGAUGCUUAAAGAGAGGAUUGUGACCGAGUGGCCAAAAGAUAAGAGAAUUGCGCCGAAGGUAGCAAAUGACGUGAAAUUAAUAAGUGCUGGGAAAGUUUUAGAUAAUAGCAAGACUGUUGGCCAGUGCAAGAUGCCAUUUGGGGAUCUACCUAACGGGAUUAUUACAAUGCAUGCUGUUGUACAGCCAUCUUUGGCAAAAGUGAAAACAGAAAAGGAGGUCGACGAAAUACCGAAGAAGAAUAUAUGUUCGUGUUCCAUAUUGUGA